AACUUUGCAUUUCCUUAUAAAAUUGGAAGUGUUGGUUCAGCCUGUGUAAUUGCCAGGAGAAGCACGGACACUCUCACUUAAGACGCAUCUUAAAUACCAUUAAUUUACAUUCUUGUUAUUUUGUCUUCAAAAGACCAUCUCCGGCGUCUCCAUGAACAACCUGAAUGAUCCCCCAGAAUGCAACAUCACACCCAAUAAGCGAGGGGACGGGGGCAGUAAUUUAUGGACUUACGCCCCUUUUGUACCCCUGCUCGGCUUGGCUGCCUAUAGGUGGUUCAGGGACAGAGAAUCUCAGAGGAAAGUCCAACAAACAAAAGACCAAUAUGACAAAGACAUGAAAAAGCUGGAAAGGAAGCACCAGGAGAUCCUAAUUGAUAACCGCAGGAAAGUAGCACAUCUGGAGCUGGAGCUGAAGAAGGAGCGUCACCAUGUCCAACAGGCCAUGGAGUCCUUGAAGGACAAAGAUUGGGAGAUAGAGGCCAUAACUCUGUUGAAUGAGCUUGAGCAGGGUCUGAUGGAGCGGCAGGACGCCUACUGUAGUCAGAUUUUCCCAUACGAUCAACGGAUGCAGAUGGAGAAGAACCUUCUUGACAAGGUGGCCAAGAAACCUUUAGCCCAGACGCUGAACAUGGAAAAUGACCUCAAGGAUAUUUUCCUAAAAGAUUGGCACUGUGCUGAAUUCAUGAACAGAGACAGGCGCAGGAACGGCAGCCUGAUGUGGGUCUACCUGAAUAACUGGAAACAGCGUGUGGCACAGCAGAAAGAGCAGAAGAGGGUGAAGCGGUUGAUGGCCGCCCCUCAGCCAGACCAGGACCCAGCUGGGAGCAGGACAAAAACUUAACAAAGGAAACGAAAGGAGAUGUUUCACAAGACAAGGCGGGGAAAACGGCGUGGCUGGUGCUUUGUGUUGCUGUUUUACUGUCCAGUGCACUUUACUGUAACAGGAAGGUGUUGUGGUUCAUUUGGGGAACAAUGGCAAAUAAGCAUUUAUGUACAGAUGUAGCUCCAUUUUUAGACAGACUCAAAACUGCAACUGAAAAUACAAACAUGGACCCAAAACCACGGACCUUCACUACAGAUCAUAUACAAGAAGUCCAGUGCCACAUGAGAUCAUAGGUGUAUUACCAGUUAACUCUUAAAUCAUGGUUAAAAUAAGACAGACAUCUGAAUGGAUGAUGCCAGAGGUGUGAUGUUGUACCUUUGAGCUGUACUAUCAAUAUGUCAACAGAAUUCCUGGUUAGGGUGUGUGCUGUGGUAAAUUAUAAAUUAUAAAUUAUAAAAUUAUC
Molecule: messenger RNA, 1286 nt
Organism: Brienomyrus brachyistius
Lineage: Eukaryota; Metazoa; Chordata; Actinopteri; Osteoglossiformes; Mormyridae
Product: coiled-coil domain-containing protein 127-like
Exons: 3
Coding region: 152-841 (229 amino acids)
Source: RefSeq, a predicted model, not a curated record